GCUGGCUGCAUGUACGCAGGGUGCAUCGGAGUGAGCGUUCAAGUGCAGAAAACCGAAACCGGACGAGGACAAACACUUGCUAAGGGUCUCGUUUGUCCCUGUGAAGAAUGAGUUACACGUAUAGUGAUUCAGACAGAGGCGGCCUGAUAAAUGAAGAGUUUGUGGAUAUAUUAGAGGAGAGGAGACGCAGCAGUGAUCUUGGCCAUGCCCUCAGGACCUUCAGUCCCCACCCCUACAAAGGAGCCCCCUCCUGCUCCACGGCUGACCUCAACAAAGCUGUGCUGGAGUCCCAGUAUCUACGCUACAUGGCUAAGGAGAUCGCCAAAGAGACAGGGUCAUCGGUGGAGGAGGUGAGAGAGGAGGCGUGCACAAUUUUAGAAGAAAUGUCUCAAAACCUGCAGCUUGGGUUCAUCAGGCUGAUGGGAUACACACUCAGCAAAUUGUCUAAGAGGCUCUUCAGGAGCAUCUUCGUCAAUAUGGAGGGACUGAACAGGCUACAACAAGCAAUUCAGGAAAAUCCUGUCAUCCUGAUGCCCAAUCACAGGAGUUAUGUCGACUUCUUGGUUAUCUCCUACAUCCUGUUCACCUACGACAUCCCUGUACCUGUAAUUGCUGCAGGAAUUCGCAAGUAUCUAUUGAAAAAAACAAUGACAGAAUGCAUAGAAAACAAAAGAAUUGUAAUAAAAUACCACAGUUUAUUCUUAUUUGGUUGGACUCUCACUUCCCUUUAUCCCAACUGUAAAGCUCUUGCAGGGAUGAAGAUGGUAGGGGAGAUACUGCGCCGCUCUGGAGCAUUCUUUAUCCGGCGUGCCAUUGGCUCGGACAAACUGUACUGGGCAGUGCUCUCAGAAUAUGUUAAAACCAUUGUGAGGAGAGGAUUUGCUCCUGUGGAGUUUUACGUGGAGGGCUUGAGAAGUCGCACACUGAAGUCUCUGACACCUAAAUUAGGUAUGAUGCACAUGGUUUUGGAGCCCUAUUUUAAAGGUGAAGUGUUUGACAUAACAUUGGUCCCCAUCAGUAUCAGCUACGACCGGGUGCUGGAAGAGUCCCUUCUUGCUAAUGAGUUACUGGGUGUCCCCAAACCUAAAGAAAGCACUACAGGUCUGCUCAAAGCUACCAAAGUGCUGCAGGAAGAUUACGGCAGCAUGCACGUGAACUUUGGCCACCCCCUGUCAGUGCGACAUUUGUGUCAGGGCAAGAUAAACCGCUGCCAGUACAACCUCACACCCAGAGACCUCCCUCAGAAGCCCUCAGCAGAGGCUCAGGCCUGCGUGAGCUGGCUAGCUCAUCUGGUGGUACGGAUCCAAGAGGAGGGCUCUCUUAUCAGCCCCUGGUCUCUGAUGGCCUGCCUGUUGCUUCAGGCUCCAUCCAGGGUCCUAAUAGAGGAGGGCCUUCUGUGGCAUGAGCUCACAGAGAAAACACUCUGGCUCAGGAAGCUGGCACUGGAUUUUGGGGCUCACUUGAACUGGCCUGAACAAGUCUCCGACCUAGAUGUGAUGUCAUCCAGUAUGGCCAUACAUCGCUCUGUGGUUCAGUGUAAAGCAGGGCGGGUCUACCUGGUUCAGGAAGAAGUUCCAGCAAGGAAACAUCCGGUCAACCCAGGGGAGGGUGCGAUCAGGACAGCGGCAUCGAUGCUGAUGCUUGCCUCUUAUAGAAAUCAGUGUCUGCAUGUUUUUGUGCGCCCUGCGAUGCUCGCCACAGCAAUACACAUCACAAAGACCACACAAAGAGAUGGGCUCUUCACCUUCUUCUGCUUCCUACAGGACGUCUUCUCCAACGAGUUCAUCUUCAUUCCUGGAAGGUCAUCUCAGGACUUUGAGGAAGCAUGUUUUCUCUUGAAGAAAUGUGCAGCAAUCCAUGUCGGUCAGCAGGAAGUGACAGUGUCAGACGCUGGGCAAGAGGUGCUCUCCUUCCUGCGAUCUCUGUUUCAACCCUUCAUAGACUCUUAUCAGGUGGUCUUCAGGUACCUCUGUGAAGAUGGAUUUCACUCCCUUUCUGAGAAACAGUUCCUACCUGCUGUGCGAGACUUGGCCACAAAGCUCAUUAUCUCAGGUGAACUUCACACCUAUGAAGCCCUUUCAGCGGACACACAGAAAAACGUCUUGUCUGCCCUGAGAAGGCUGAACACUGUGACAAAGUUGAGGGCGUCCGAGCAGAAUGAGUUCAGAGUAAACAAAGAAGCUGUUAAAAGAACUGGAGACAUGCUCUCUGGGAAAAUCCCUCCACAGGCUCCACAUUGUACACCUGGCGCGAGACUUUAGUCUCUGUUGGAACACAUCCAUCUUCAGUAUCAGCUCACAGUUCUACUAACCCCAGUCCCUCCUGCUUUAUCCUUACCCUGACCACUUCUUCGUCCUCUGGUGCCUUGAUGGAAGAUACUUGUAAGAGGAGCAUAGGAGCGCUGCACCUGAACUCUGCACUCAGACAAAGUACCUUCAUCCUGCAUGCCAGGAGCCAGACUUAAUCUGGCAUCAUUCCACUCGUGAACAUUUGCUCCCUACCUCCCUCAACCUUGUUCUCAUCCCACACAGACCUGACAGGGCUAAGAUUUUACCACAUGGCCUGAUAUGGUGACCCAAAGGUGACAAAUUUAGGCAAAAUCACAUGACAACCAUGUUUCUCCAAUGUAAUAAUGGGUGGAAGUCUAUCCUAUUACAUUGUUGUACUGCUGUGCUCCAAGUUGAAAAUUAAGGGUGAGAUUUGUAGCAAAUCUAUGCCAUUUUACUACAACCCGAGUGUUAACCUAGUUGAUACAUUUUGACCAAUUUAGCCAACAUGAAUUACUCAGUGCAGCUCCUGAUAAUUUUUAUUGUGUAAAACUAUGAAUUGGUAAUAUAGAAAAAAUGCUGUAAUGUUAAAGUGAGUAGCCUUUUGUUUGCAAAAAAUCCUAUUCCUAGCCAAUAGUAUUACAGCAUGUUACACUAUCAUAUGGCCAUAUUAGCUAG
Messenger RNA from Cheilinus undulatus (humphead wrasse), 2945 nucleotides. It is a transcript of the gene gnpat2, whose product is annotated as glyceronephosphate O-acyltransferase 2. Gene Ontology annotation, molecular function: glycerone-phosphate O-acyltransferase activity. The record is from RefSeq and is a predicted model, not a curated record. Gene Ontology annotation, cellular component: mitochondrial membrane; peroxisomal membrane. The coding region runs from base 108 to 2261 and encodes 717 amino acids. The transcript is spliced from 15 exons. Gene Ontology annotation, biological process: ether lipid biosynthetic process. Lineage: Eukaryota; Metazoa; Chordata; Actinopteri; Labriformes; Labridae.